Messenger RNA from Bolinopsis microptera, 1424 nucleotides. Its product is annotated as farnesyl pyrophosphate synthase-like. The record is from RefSeq and is a predicted model, not a curated record. Gene Ontology annotation, molecular function: dimethylallyltranstransferase activity; (2E,6E)-farnesyl diphosphate synthase activity. The transcript has 5 exons. Gene Ontology annotation, biological process: trans, trans-farnesyl diphosphate biosynthetic process. Gene Ontology annotation, cellular component: cytoplasm. The coding region runs from base 49 to 1188 and encodes 379 amino acids. Lineage: Eukaryota; Metazoa; Ctenophora; Tentaculata; Lobata; Bolinopsidae.
GUAUGGUACACGAUAUAUACUAGGGUAGUAUUCAACCCUAGCCUUCUCAUGGCAAUACGGAGACUAACACUGCCCACUAGUAGUAGAUUUUACCACCUUGCUGCACGACCCUGUACCAGACGACAUCCUACUCUCAUACCUGGACAAACUAGACCCUACCACCUGACUGAAAACUCUCUGGAAUUUGAACAUACCAUGGCGCAACGUGAGGCAUUUAUCAGUAAAUAUGGGGACGUUAUUCAACCUUUAUUACAGAAAAGUGAUCCAGGUUUAGCACCGGUGACUGCGCGACUACAAGAGAUACUACAGUACAACACAGUGGGCGGUAAACUGAACCGAGGGUGUGCAGUAGUGCACACUGCACAGUUACUGGGAUAUUCUAACACAUUCCACGCUACUGUACUCGGCUGGUGUGUGGAGAUUCUUCAGGGGUUUCUGUUGGUAGCUGAUGAUAUAAUGGAUAACUCUGAGAUGAGGCGGGGGAAAGAGUGCUGGUAUAAGCGUGUUGGUAUGACAGCUAUUAACGACUCUUUCCUGCUGGAAUCCUGUGUCUUUGAGUUACUUAAAACUCAUCUCGGCUCAGAAAAAUGCUACGUCAAAUGUUUGGAAUUGUUUCUUGAUGUGACGAGAAAAACAGAAUUUGGACAAGCACUAGACUUGGAGGUAGAGUCGUUGGAUUACAGCGAGUAUUCCAUGGAGAGAUACGAUUCCAUCGUCAUCUACAAAACUGCGUACUAUUCAUUCUACCUGCCGGUCGCUCUGGCGAUGCACCUCACUGGAAGAGAUUCGGAUUUAGAGCUGGAGAGUGCGAGAAAAAUUCUGAUAAAGAUUGGACACUACUUUCAGGUACAAGACGACUAUUUAGAUUGUUACGGUGAUCCCAGUGUUAUCGGUAAAGUUGGAACUGACAUACAAGAAAGGAAAUGCUCGUGGCUAUUUCUGAAUGCUGUAGAAUUAGCGACAGAAGAAGACAAAGAAGAGUUGUUCCGGAGCUAUGGCAAAGAAGAUGAAGAGAGUGUCAGCAUAGUUAAACUUCUUUACCUCAAAUAUGGACUGAGGAGAAAGUACCUAGAGUACAGUGCUACAACUUAUGCUUCUAUUUGCUCCGAUAUAGACAAUAAUAAGUCUGGACUGCCUGUGCAAAUCUUUCAAGAUUUUCUUGAUAAAAUACACAAGCGCAGCAAAUGAUUACGUCUAUUGCUCUUUCUUGCUUAAAAUUAUCUUGCCCUAAAUUUAUAAGUGUCUUAGUUUUUAAGGGUUUAAUUAAUUUUUGGGAAUUUGCUUUCUAUUUUGUUUGUUUUCAAUUCCGUUUGAUAUAUAUUUUAGCUACGAUUAUAUGUUUUACCUACAGCUUUCAUUGAAACUGAAUUAACUGUCUGAAUUAACUUCUGAUUUGAUAUUGAUUUCUUGAAAUUUCCUUAGAG